Molecule: messenger RNA, 1500 nt
Organism: Paramuricea clavata
Lineage: Eukaryota; Metazoa; Cnidaria; Anthozoa; Malacalcyonacea; Plexauridae
Source: the annotation of a GenBank genome assembly
AUGCAAUCUCUGGUCCGCCAAGUGUUCUUGAAGAGCCACGUAGAGAAAAAAAGAUACGAAGCUGGGACCAUUAAAUCGUACCUGAUGAGUCUUCGUCAUUUUUAUACGUUUCUCGUAUCGGACAGGCCAGAAAAUUUUAAUUUUGACGUUGAAGAAGUAAAUGCUGCUAGAGAAAAAGUAAAGUUGUGGUCGGUGUCAUACAAGAGGGAAUCGAGCGAACGGAAAUGGCAAAAACUUCAAGAAGACAUGUUGAAUCGUCUAACUCCAGGAAAUAUUUGGAGUUUUGAGAAAAGUCAGACGGCGAGAGAAGCAGUCAAAAUAAUCGGAAAGCAUUCAGACAACUCACAAACAACGGUAGUCACGCAGCAGAGUUAUACCUUGGUGCGAGAUUUCCUCUUCACACAAAUUUUUAUAGACAAUGCUAAUCGUCCUGGCGUUCUUGCUGGCAUGACCAUUGACGAAUAUAAAAGAAUGACGAAGCAAGAUGAUACCUACAUUAUAACGGUACUCAAACAUAAAACCUCACACGUUCAUGGCCCAGCUCGUCUAGUCUUGAGUUCAAAAUUAAAGUCUUGGCUCUCGGUAUUUGUUGAGGUGAUGCGACCACAAAUCGCAAGUGCAACGUGUGGAAACGUGUCUGGGCAUAUAACAAAGGCUGUGCAGUCAGUUUUUAAGAAGAGUGGAAUCAAUGUCAAAGUCACAUCGACAUCGUUCCGGAAAGCUGCGGUGACGGCAGUUCAUUCUGGCAAACCUACAUUCAGCGGAAAACUAGCUCGUCAUAUGGCUCACAGUGAAACAACUGCUAAAAAAUAUUAUCUCCUGACAGAAAAAACAAAGGAAUCGGUGGAAACAUCAAAGGAACUUGGAGAGUUAAUGAGGUGUGAUGGUGAAGAGCAACAGGAUUCGGGUAAAAAGGGCGACAGUGAAACCAGGGACAAAGAGGACACUGCUGGCGAAACAGAGUGUGCAACAAAUCAGAAGGGCGAAUGGAACGACAGUGAUUUUGAGAAAGUCAGGACAAUAUUUGGAAAAGACAUCGCUGCGAAAACAAUAACAAUGGAACGUGUUCGCGAGGGUAUUGAAUCCAACGAAGAACUUUAUGGUAUGUCACCUCGACGGAUAUAUGACAAAAUUAGAAAAACGAUAAACAAAGAAUCGGCAUCUUUGCAAAAUAUUCCUGAGCUGCCCCAAACUUGUGAAUCGUUGGAGGAUAAGCUUCAACGCUUUGAAGAAUGUAGUGAGACUGUCGAUGAAGAAUUGUCCAUAAGCAUAAUUCAACCCAGCGAAAGGAACAGUAAUUUUACUAACGAGGAGAUGAAUUCUCUUCAAAAGAUGUUUAAAGACAUGAUCACUGAAGACAAAAAGAUCUGUCGCAUCGAAAUCGAGAAGAGAUUGUCUACAAACAAAGAAGGAGAAAAUAUUUUGAAGAAACUAUCGGUUCAGAAAGUAGUGAAUCGCAUUAAGUAUGAAAGACGAAAACACAGGCAACAACCAAAAUAA